CCCAGCUCCAAGAGAACAAGAUCCAGCUCCAAGAGAACAAGAUGGCCCUAAUGAGCAUAGUCAUAUCCAUCACAAUCUUUUCCCUGGUCCAGGGAAUUCCUACUCCUGUUCUGACAGGAUCUAAAGUGGCACUGAGAGCUUCUACUAGCAUUUAUGGGAGCAGACAUCCUCAGAAUAUGAAGUAUCCUCUCUACAUGAUGGAACUCUAUCAGACUCUAAUCAUGGGGAAUGCUACAGACCUUUCAGUUCUGGAACACCCUGCUCUUCAGGAAUCUGAUGCUGUCCUAAGUAUCAUCUCAAAAAGUUGCGUUGAAGUGGAUAAUCGCUGGGCAUUAUCUUUUGACAUGUCGUCUAUCUCCAGCAGCAAUGAGCUGAAUUUGGCUGAGUUAAGAAUUCACAUCCCUUCUUUUGAGAAGUCUCACAGUGUGACAGUUGAGAUCUACCACACUAAAGACCUCCACGAGAACUUCUUCCUGGGGUCAUUCCAGUAUGAUUCAUCUGUUGAACAGGGUUCCUCUAGGAAGGUUUUUAAUAUCACCAAAAUGAUGCAGAACUAUCUCCAGCACAGGGACCAUUUUGAGAGUGAAGGGUAUCUCCGAGCCAAGGAUAUGUCCAAGACAGGCAAGAAGAUUAGCUGUACAAAUGUGGUUGCAGAGAGAGUCAUUCUGGUGGUAUUCGCUAAAGACAUACCUUCUGCCAACCUGACCGGUUCUCAUCAGAGCCUCAUUAAAACAGUGGAGUCAUCUAAGUAUGUCAAGAUCGAGGAAGGAAGCAGUUUUCCUGGCACUAGAAGACACAAGAGGAACAGAAACGUACAACACAGCAUCAUGAGGAACAAAUUUCUAUCCAGACCAAAGGAUAAUGGAAAGCCCUUGUGCAGGAGGGUGGACAUGAUCGUUGAUUUUGACAAGAUUGGAUGGGGUCAGCAUAUCAUCUAUCCAAAGAAGUUCAAUGCAUUCCGAUGUGAGGGGUCCUGUCCAGUACCCCUGAAUGAGAGCUUCAAGCCAACAAAUCAUGCUUACAUUAAGAGUUUGGUCAAGCUGUAUGACUCUGACAGAGUUGAAUGCAAUUCCUGUGUCCCAGUGAAGAUGAGUCCAUUGUCCAUGCUGAUGUAUGAGGAUAAUGAAGUUGUUCUAAAGCACCAUGAAGAUAUGAUUGUCGAAGACUGCGGAUGCAACUGAGGUUCCCAAGAUAUGUAUUGGUAUACAGCACAACCACCUGACUGAUGUUACUAAAGAAAUUACCUUGGUAAAGUGGGUGCCUAAUAAAAAAACACCAAGUGCCAGUUCCUAUGAACUUUUCCCAAAGUAUGAAAUCAUUUGUGGUUUCAGAUAUGGACAAGUCAAUCAGAUUAACUUAAUUACCAGCACUUUGUGCAGUUAAAAGUGAUCCUUUAUAACUAUGUGGAAUCUGUAUUUUUACACUGCAAUGUUCUCAUUAAUGAUAUGUAUAAUAAUAUGAAUAUAAAUGUAGUUGCUAUAUGUUGUGACAACUUGAAAUAAAUGUCCAAAACUCA
This is a messenger RNA of Xenopus laevis (African clawed frog), 1516 nucleotides long. RefSeq names its product nodal homolog 6 S homeolog (gene nodal6.S). Gene Ontology annotation, molecular function: cytokine activity; growth factor activity. Gene Ontology annotation, cellular component: extracellular region. NCBI's taxonomy places the organism in Eukaryota, Metazoa, Chordata, Amphibia, Anura, Pipidae. The record is from RefSeq and is marked provisional.